Malassezia sympodialis ATCC 42132 is the source of this 2793-nucleotide messenger RNA. RefSeq lists its product as uncharacterized. Gene Ontology annotation, biological process: apoptotic process; negative regulation of toll-like receptor 9 signaling pathway. The coding region runs from base 1 to 2793 and encodes 930 amino acids. The transcript has 2 exons. The record is from RefSeq and is a predicted model, not a curated record. Lineage: Eukaryota; Fungi; Basidiomycota; Malasseziomycetes; Malasseziales; Malasseziaceae.
AUGCGCUCGCGGCGGUACGGCAUCAUCAUGGACCCGCCACCCCAGCUGUCGCGUAGUGCUGUUGACGAUCUCGGCAGCUCGAUCGCUGCGCCGCCUCCCGACGCCUUUGCGGUGCCUGUGACCCAGAGCAAGGGACAAACGUUCUUGGCUGCGAUGGACGAGCCUGGCGUGCUAGAGGACGACGGCGCAUGGACGGACUCGGAUCCGGAGACGGCGCCGGCCGUGCGCGACCUGCUUGAGGAGGACAAGAUGAGCCGUCGCUCCUUCCUAACCGAGAUGCAGGGCCGUGGCGAGCGCGCCUGGCUCGAGGAGCUCCAGGAAGAAUUCCCCAAUAUCCGGCGCGUGAUGGUGCCGACGGUCGACGAGGAGGAGGACGAGGAGGCGCCGCGCACGAUCCCGACGGCACCGCACGUGCGCACGGUGCUACAGGCCAUGAGUGCCGGGACAGAGCCGCCUAUGGACGAGCCGCUCAGUGAGAUCCCCGUGACGGCAGCGACCGCUGCGGCGAUGGAGCGCCUCGCCCACGAUGACGAAGAAACGGAGCCAGCGCCAGGGCCAAUGGAGCGCCGCAAAAAGACCCGCAGUAAGGCGGAGUACGACGUUGGACCCGACGGCGAGCUCGUACGGAAGAAGAAAAAGAAGAAGGAUACGACCCGGAAAAAGAAGAAACGGCGCGACGUGGAGCCGCCGUUGGAUCUGCGGCACGAGCCGCUCGCCGACCUGCCGCAGGGCCUGCCCAGCGUCGACGAGCCGGCCGAGUCGGAAUGGGGCGCGCCGAUGCCGUUCCUCGAUGCCGUGCCGCGCCCCGCCGACCGGGGGGUGCACGAGCCCGACGUCGUGCCGCCCACGCUGGCUGCGCCAGCGCCGCCCUCGCCGACGCGCUCGCUCGCCGUGACGGAGGCGCCCGCACAGCUGACGCCCGAGCAGAACCGGGCGCGUGUCCUUAACUACAAUGCGACGCGCAUCGCCGUCAACAUGUACGUGGUGUACUGGGGCAUGCUCGUCAUGCUGCGUCGACUCUGGCGGUGGGAGAACCCCUGGCUCACGGGCGGUACGGCACUGUUCUACGCCGUGGUGUGGUGGCGGGGCGACCUGUUGGCGGUCGGCUUCCUGCUCGCCGUGCUGUACGUCGCGACCUUCCGCCUGUGGCUGACCGCCCCGGCGGCCGAUGAGUCGCGGGAACCGGCGCCGCCAUCGGCCUUGCUGCGCCAUGGCGUGUCGCUCGGCCUCGUCACCACGACGCCAUCGCGCGAGAUGCUGCAGCAGGUCAGUGACCAGGUGCUUGUGGUGACACAUGGCCUCGCGGACGUGCAGGAGCGCAUGAAGAACCUGCUCCUCUGGCGCAGUCCGAUGGUCACGCUGCGCUACCUCGGGUGGCUCUUGCUGCUCAGUCUGCUCAGCAUGCAGGCGACGUCGUGGAUGCUCCUGCGCGUGCCGGGCGCACUGCUCUUCUUACUCGUGUUCGUUCUGGCGCCGCUGAUUGAGUACGGGCACUGGUACAAGCUCGUCGAGCUGCUGUGCGAUGUGACGGGCGCUGAACGCCCGCGCCACGAUGCACCGUACGCGACGACGCGCUCAAUGCUCGACAACGUGCUGGCGGGCGUGCCGACCGACGAGGAGUUCCUGCAGGAAAAGCUCCAGCGCACGCACUGGGAGGCCGAGCGCGAGCUUCGCCGCCGUGGGCAGUGGAUCGAGCCGCUGAACCGCAUCGUCGAGGAAAUGGAUGUGCACCGUGCGAACCUGUCCGGGUGGGCGCCCCAGGGACCGCACACAGCGCAGCGGCAAGACGAGUCACACGGCUCGCCCCGGCACACCGAGGGCGCGGGCAUAUGGGCCGAGUCGACGCCGCUCCAUUCGUCGGUGCGUGCCCCGUCGGCGGAGCCACCGGCCGUGCCGCCGCCCCAGGCGCCGGCUAUGCCUGUGCACGAGCCGCUGGCCGACGACACGCACAGCGUGUCGGACUAUGGCACGCAGGCGGAGUCGAUGUGGGAGGUGCCUGAGGAGCCAGCGCCAGCGGCACCUGAGCCAGCGGUGAUGCUGAGCCCGGGCCUGCCCUGGUCGACGGUGCUGCCGACCACGACCCCGGCCGCGGCCGCGUCGGAGACGGGCGCGGCACCGCUCUCGCCUGAGCCCCUGCUGACGCCUGCGCCGCCGAUCACGUCGCUCUCGCCACUGCAGCCGGCCGAGCUUGAGCCCAGGGCGGACGGCCCGUUCACGCCGCCAGCGCCGCUCGGCGUGCCCGCAGCAGCUGCCACGUCGGUGGCGCCGGACAUGCUAACGACCCCCGCGUCGGCGCACUCCGCCCUGAGGCGGGAGGUAGCGCAGCCAGACCUCGACGCGGACGCACGGCCCGAGCCUGCGGUGGCGCCGACGUCGCCGCCUUGGGAGCCGAGCCCACGCAGGAAGACGGAGCAGCCGCUGACGCCGGCGCUCCAUGCGUCCGAGCCGGUCGAUGGCGUGUACCUGGCCGUGCACCGCAGGCGUCUCGGGCAUCUGCUCGUGCUACCUACGCGCGUGGCCUUUCUGCUAUCGUACUCGCCGCGGCGGCCCGAGUCGGUGCCGGGCCUGACGGCAUCGCAGGUCCUCUCGCUCAGCCGCACGGUCGACGGGCAUGCGUGGGCGGGGCCGCGCGUCCCUGGUCCCAGCGAGCGGAACGCCGCGGCCCAACCAGGUGCUCUUCGACGUGCCGAUCGCCCAGGUGACGGGCCUCAAGAAGCUCCGCAAGACGCUGCCGCUCCUCGACGAGUGCCACGAGGGCCUCGAGCUCGUGCUGGCCUCGGGGCCAGGCCUUAG